This is a messenger RNA of Bemisia tabaci, 1315 nucleotides long. The record is from RefSeq and is a predicted model, not a curated record. NCBI's taxonomy places the organism in Eukaryota, Metazoa, Arthropoda, Insecta, Hemiptera, Aleyrodidae.
CAGGAGAAAUGUCUGCGGGUGGAAUUCUUCACGAUCGAGGGGCGACCCUAGUUCAAGUCCUACCAGCUGCGGACAAUGUGACGUGGGAAGAGGGGCCUUUCAACUUCACUAAUUACAUAAGUUUCGGGACUCUCGGAUGGUGUACGGUAUGGCAAGAAUCGCAACACUGGCUGUUUCAAGUGGCGAACACCUGUUUUCUCGUCUCCUAUGCUGUCCCGACAAAUCGUUAUGGCAUCGUUUUCAUGCACUCUCUUCUCAUAGUUGGUUUUAUGUUCUUCACAACGUGGGCGUGGAAAAUUGUCUGUGCUCCGGAUGUUUUCACUUGGAAUCUUUGCUUCCUAUCGAUUAACGCGUUCCAGCUGAUUUAUGUUAUAUAUCAAAUGCGGCCAGUGCAAUUCGAUCCUGAGCUGGAGGAAGUAUUUCAGCUUCUUUUCAAGCCAUUUAAGGUAACGAGGCUUCAGUUCAAAAAGCUCGUAAGUGAACAGUUUGCUCAGAUAAUGUCUCUGCACGCUGGAGAAGCGUACGCCAUGCAAAACCUGACGAAAACCGACAGGUUAGGUUUGCUGCUAAGCGGGAAGGUGAACGUGAUGCAAGACCAGCAAUUCUUACACCCAAUCAACGCUUGUGAGUUUCUAGACUCGCCUGAAUUCGAAAGCAGGGCCAGCUCUGAAGACAAAUUUAAAGUAUCAAUCGUCGCUGCAACAACCUGUCGCUACCUGUAUUGGCAGCGCUCCGCCUUAGAAUAUUUAUUUAUAAAAGAGACUUAUUUGGCGACUGUGUUGGCCACGCUGGUAGCUCGGGAUAUCACCACCAAGUUAUACGCAAUGAAUAAUAAGAUCAUCACCGAAAAAGGUUCUCACUUAGAUAUUCGGUUGCCUAGCAUCACUUCUACCCUAUCAGCCAAUAGAGACGCCGCCUCACGCGCGCUGAAGAAGCACAAUGUCAUCCUGAAUACCAAUACGCACACUUCAUCCCCAAAUUCAACCAAUGACAGCAGAGAAUUAUUGAUCAAGAAGAGCGACUUCGUUCCGAAUGGGAAGGUGGUGGAGAUGACGCCGGUGAAGGAAGUCGCGUCCUUUGACGACAUAAAGUCCUCCCACGGCUCGGAGAUAGAUACUUGGCUUGACGCCAGCUCAAAAUUCAAUAGCUGCGAACUUAUCGAAACCUGAGCCUCUUGUGAAAUGGCGGACCCUGUUAUAUCUGUUGAGUCUUGCACGAGUUAAGGUUCCUCGUACAUGAAAUGAGUUGAAGAAUUAGGAAACGAAGAAGGAAAACAAAGAAUAAAACGAUGUAACAGAAAAAUAAAUAAGAAGAA